GUUGGGUAGGUGAACACUUCCUUACUGUAUAAAUAGGCAGACGUACUCACACCAAACUACACAAACAAAAUAUGGAUUUCAUUGUGGCCAUGUUUGUUCUCUUUAUUGUGAGCUCAUCGACAAUUACUUCAAAAAAUGCAGUUGAAGCAGUUGAGACAGUUGAAGUCUCACCUGUUGAGUUCAUUGGUAACCUUAGAAGGAGCAAUUUUUCUAGUGACUUUAUCUUUGGGGCGGGUUCGGCCGCAUACCAAGUUGAAGGUGCAGCAAACCAAGGUGGUAAAGGACCAAGUAUUUGGGAUACAUACGCCAAUGAUCAUGCAGGAAGAAUAAAGGAUGGAAGCAAUGCGGACAUCUCCAUUGACCAAUAUCACCGCUACAAGGAAGAUGUUGCAAUUGCAAAGGAGCAAAAUAUGGAUUCAUAUAGAUUCUCAAUCUCUUGGCCAAGAAUACUCCCAAAGGGAAAGUUGAGUGGAGGCAUAAAUCAAGAAGGGAUCGCAUAUUACAACAACCUCAUCAAUGAACUAUUGGAUAAGGAUAUGGAACCAUUUGUAACUCUUUUCCAUUGGGAUCUUCCCCAAGUCUUACAAGAUGAGUAUGGUGGUUUCUUAAGUUACCAAAUAAUAGAUGAUUUUCAAGACUUUGCGAAUCUUUGCUUCAAGGAAUUUGGAGAUAGAGUGAAAUAUUGGGUUACUUUGAACGAGCCUUGGAUGUUUACCAAUGGUGGAUAUGUACUAGGAACAACAGCACCAGGUCGAUGUUCAGAUCCAACGUGUCUGGGUGGUAAUUCUGGCACAGAACCUUAUAAAGUGACACACCAUCAACUUCUUGCUCAUGCAAAAGUUGUACAUUUAUAUAAGACUAAAUAUCAGGAAAAUCAAAAGGGACUUAUAGGCAUAACGUUGAACACUAACUGGUUCAUACCACUUGGAGACAAUAGCAUACCAGAUAAAAAGGCUGCCGAAAGAGCACUUGACUUCCAAUUUGGAUGGUUUAUGGAACCCUUAACAAAUGGAGAUUAUCCUAAAAGCAUGCGAGCCAUAGUGAAAGAUCGAUUGCCUAAGUUCACUGAAUUGCAAUCAAGAGAAAUCAAUGGUUCAUUUGAUUUUAUUGGUUUAAACUAUUACUCUUCUAGCUAUAUUAGCGAUGCACCUCCAGUAGACAAUGCCAAACCCAGUUUUGCAACAGAUCCUAUGACCACAACAUCAUUUGAAAAAAAUGGGAUACCCCUAGGUCCAAGGGCUGCUUCCUUUUGGAUAUACACUUAUCCAAAGGGACUUCGAGAUCUUUUGUUACACAUCAAGGAUAAAUAUAACAAUCCCUCGGUUUACAUCCAUGAAAAUGGUAUGAAUGAAUUCAACGAUCCAACACUUUCAAUAGAAGAAGCUCUUCUAGAUACUUACAGAAUUGAUUCCUUAUAUCGUCAUUUCUUCUACAUUCAUGCUGCCAUCGAGAGUGGCGCAAAUGUAAAGGGAUAUUUCCAUUGGUCACUUUUUGACUCUUAUGAAUGGUUUAAUGGCUUUACUGUUCGUUUUGGAUUAAACUUUGUAGAUUACACAAAUGGAUUGAAAAGGCACCCUAAACUUUCUGCCCAAUGGCUCAAGAACUUUCUCAAAAAAAACUAGCCUACUUAAUCCUACAUUGUUUGAUCCUAGUGUGGUGCACAUCCUAAAUAAAUGUGUAUUAAUCAUAAUUAACAUCUUUAUAGUCACUAUUCAUUAUGAAGUGAUUGGGUUGUUAUAAUUAUAUUAUACGCAUAUUUGUAAUAAGUGCAUGAUUUCACCAGAAAGCUAUGAUUUCAGUAUUCAUUAUGUAUCAGUUUGAUUUCGAGAACAAUUUGAACUAAAA
Molecule: messenger RNA, 1845 nt
Organism: Trifolium pratense (red clover)
Lineage: Eukaryota; Viridiplantae; Streptophyta; Magnoliopsida; Fabales; Fabaceae
Product: non-cyanogenic beta-glucosidase-like
Exons: 13
Coding region: 72-1622 (516 amino acids)
Biological process (GO): carbohydrate metabolic process
Molecular function (GO): beta-glucosidase activity
Source: RefSeq, a predicted model, not a curated record